AUGUUGGAGAAAUACUGCAUUUAAUCAUUGAAACAUUGUUGGAAUUUAUUUUGCUGAUCUGCUCAAGCCUUGUUAGCUGUGCUAUAGCCUUGAAGUUUUCUCCCUUCUGCUCUGCAAGAAAUAGGGAGUACCAGUGUGUAGCAUCCUUAUCUGAUGAGCCCAAUGCUUGCUUUGUGCAGAGAAUAUUUCCUACGUACUGUGUGACUAUGCACCUCCCAGAAUGCAAUACAUAUUAUGAGCUGAAUCCCUGUCUUCUCUUCAGUGAGAGGAAGUUGCCUUUGCUGUAAACUGCUCACUCCUUGCAAGUAAAAUCCUGAAGAAGGUCUCAACUGAUUGUGUCUGCUUUAUUUAAGAUUUACAAAGGGAACUAACAAUUUCCCUAACAUAAUUGGGGGCUCGUCCGGGAUCCCAAGAUCCUCGCUUUGCCGGGACAUCGAGUCGGCGACUGAAGUCUGUGCACAGCCAGGUUUGGAACCUGCAGAAAAUCCUGGGAGGUGAAUUCCUGCCCAGGUCAGACGUCGGCUGGUGGUCCGACGAGGCGAGGUGACGGGAUCCUGAACCAGGGCCAGGACACAGAUCAGGCGAGUAUGAAAAGAGUAAAUCCUAAGGUAUCUUAAAUUCCGUGAGUGGCUCACGAGGUAAAAGAAGACUGGGUCUUCAGAAAAGUUCCGUGACAAGGUCACGAGGUAAAAGAGGACGGGGUCCUCGUAAAAUAGAUUAAUGAUAGUUUGUCUGAUUGAAGCAGCGGCAGAGUGGAAACCUGACGGUGUGAACGUAAACUCUAAUCAGCUGGAGUAAAUCAGACUAUAAAUAAGUGUUAUUGUUUGUCAGUCUCUAAGUGAAUUUUAACUUCUUAGAGGAAGUCUCAGAGACCUUUUGUGUUGUGUGUCUGAUUGAGAUCAAAAUUGAGAGGUUUGUUUACUGAGACAGCUGUGUCCGCAGGAAACUAGUUCCUGUAGAAGCUUGGCACAGUCGAUGAUCUCUGUGAACACUGUGACUGAUCGUUGAUCUCAACCCUCGUAGUGAAGCAAAUUAAACAACUUAAAAAUGGGAAACAAAAACACUAAGGGUGAAAACCUUGAAGGUGAUUCGAAAUACAUGUCUAAGAGACAUCCACAAUCAACCAAAUAUUUGCCACAGUGGAAAAAGAAAUUUGAAUUUGAUGGUAAAUUGAAAGUGGAAUCAUGUCAACAAUUAGUGGAUAAAAUAACUGUGAUAACUGGAGAGAGUGAAAAGAGAUGUAAAGAACAAGGCAGAGAAGAAGCCAUAUUAUGGUUAAAUGAAGCAAAAAAGAGACGGGAAGAUAUUAAUAAAUCUAAAGCUAAAAAACAAAAAAAAAGAAGAGAAACCAAAAGGUCCACAGUGGCCACAAUAUGAUACAUGUGAUGAACAAACUAUUGUUAGACGUAGACACCAACCCCAGCCUCAGCCCCACCCACAACACGCAGGGGAUGUAGACGUUCCACCCCCAGCCUACGGGGGAGAGGGUCACCAACCAAUUUACCCCAAUCUUGAUGAGUUAGAGGCAGUGGGGGGGGAGGCAGGAACAGCAGGUGGAAUGCAAACCAGACAUCAAAAGAAGGAGGCUGAAAAAAAACAAACUAAAAAACAAAUGAUGUCAUUUCUGGGCAUGACAAAUUACUGCAGAAGGUGGAUACCAGAUUAUGCACAUUUAACGGCCCCACUCCAAGAGCUGAUGUUUAAAAAAGAAAUACCAAUGCACAUGAAACUAGAGUGGUCGACCGAAGCUGAAGCCUCUUUCACACAACUUAAAGAAGCAAUGACUCAGACAGGAGCGUUAGGUUUUCCUGACUAUUCCAAACCCUUUGUGCAGACAGUAGACUGUAAAGGAGAAUACAUGGUCUCUGUGCUGGCACAACGAUUCGGCAUGCAAAUGAGACCAGUGGCGUAUUAUUCUAUACGACUGGGCCCAGUUGCCAGGGCAUUGCCACCAUGUGUAAGAGCAGUGGAGGCAGCAGCAGAAGCAGUGUUAGCAUCAUCCACCAUUGUGCUAUAUCACCAACUGACUCUGCUGGUGCCACAUGCCAUCUCUAUUCUGCUCCUGCAAGAAAAGAUAAAACUACUGUCCCCAGCGAGACAUUUGUCGUGUAUGGCAGUCCUACUGGAACAGCCACACAUGACAAUAGAAAGGUGUACGGUUCUGAACCCAUCGACCCUAAUGCCCACAGAAAUAGACGGAGAACCACAUGACUGUUUAGUAGAGUGUUCAAAAGUCACAAAACCUAGGCCAGACUUACAGGACGACCCAAUACCUGGUUCUGUAUUUAUCUAUGUUGAUGGAUCAAGCACAAAGUCUGAAAGUGGAAAGACACAAAGCGGUUAUGCAGUUGUAACUGAUACUGAAACUUUGAAAGCUGAGCCGUUACCCCCACACUACAGUGCACAAGCAGCAGAAAUAAUUGCACUGACUGAGGCAUGCAAACUUAUGACAGGUCAGAUAGUUACCAUCUAUACUGACAGCGCAUAUGCCCACUCAACUAUUCAUAUAUUUGCCAGUCAAUGGGAAAAUAGAGGCAUGAUAACAUCAACGGGAAAACCUAUAAUGCAUGGUGAUUUAAUAAGAAAUCUAUUAAAGGCAAUACAACUACCAGCCAAAAUAGCCGUUUGUAAAUGCACUGCUCAUACUAACGCUAAAGACAGAGUGUCAAAAGGCAAUGCUAAAGCAGAUGAAGAAGCAAAAAGCGCUGCAAAGCGAUGUUACACUUAUCUCACUGACCCAGUGGACAGCACAUUCUUGAAAGAAAUGCAGGACAGCGCCCCCAAGUGUGAAAAAGACAAAUGGACUCUUAAAGGAGCAACUGUUAAUCCACAGGGUUAUUAUGUUUGACAAGAGGGGAAGCCAGUCCUACCAGCAUCCCUCUAUAAAUGGGCAGCAAUAUUAAGCCAUGGGCCUUGCCAUGUCUCAACGGGGGGAAUGGUAAGGAUAAUAAACAAAUACUAUACUACUUAUGGAUUUACAAAUUAUUCUAAAAAAUUUUGUUCCCGAUGCAUCAUAUGUGCUAAACAUAACCCUCAAGGAAAUAUUCGACAAACAAGAAGAACAUUCCCUAAAGCAGAAUAUCCAUUCCAAUAUUUACAUAUGGAUUUUAUAGAAUUAAAUAGAUGUCAAGGAAAAAAGUAUUGUCUGACAAUUAUAGAUCCUUUUUCUAAAUGGGUAGAAGUGUUUCCCACAACCACAAAUGAUGCACUAGCUGUUGCAAAAAUACUAGUACGAGACAUAAUACCUCGAUUUGGAAUACCAGAAAUGAUUUACAGUGAUAAUGGACCACAUUUUGUAAAUCAAGUCAUAUCCUCUAUUGCCAAACGAUUAAAUAUAGAUUUAAAAAACCAUUGUGCCUACCACCCUCAAAGUGCUGGGUUGGUGGAAAGAACUAAUGGCACAAUUAAAAGCAAAUUGAGAAAGGCCAUGACAGAGACCAAUAUGGAUUGGGUUUCUUGUCUUGAUUUAGUCAAACUCAGUAUGAGAAUCACACCUAACGAGACUGGUUUGUCACCUUUUGAAAUAGUAUAUGGAAGAGAGUAUAGAACACCUCAGUUCCCUGAUAUACCAACAGACUUACAAAUAGAAGGGGACAUAGUUGAUUAUAUGUCAAAGGUGUUAAAAAAUCACCAGAAAUGUUUUUCUGAAAAUGCUUCUCAAGACAUGCCUUGUCCACAGGAGGGACCACUGCAGGUUGGUGACUGGGUGUUCACCAGAGUCAUAAAGCGCAAGAACUGGACCUCACCCCGGUGGGAAGGCCCGUAUAGAGUGACGCUGACAACACCUACAGCCUGCAAAGUCGAAGGCAUCUCCCGGUGGAUACACAGCACACACUGCAAAAGACAACAGGUACAGGCAACCGAGUAGUAUUGUCCGUGAGAAAAAACCCAACCGAGGGAGGGGAAAAGUCUGCCUACAAAGGGGGUCAGCAGCAUUUAGAGCACUGGUCGUCUCAACGGCAGCGAAGAAACCAGCGGUACCUUCUCUCACUUAGGGGGACAUUCUCAUAAGGAGAUACUAUGAGGGGACACUGUCCAGCCACGGGAGUUGUACUAACUCCCCUUGUACUGUUGAUUGAUGCUAGGCCACUCCCAAACCUCAAUGAGGAUGAUGAGAUACCUCCUGACCAGUAUCACACUAAUUUGUGGUAUUGUUAAAUGAAGACAGAGCACUCUUAACUUUACUGGUUCAGUGUGUCUCUUAUUAUGAUGGUCCUGAUUUCAUGGGGACCCUCCCACAGUCUGAUAUCAACUAUGUUUGUAGGCACACAAUCUAUGUGCAUCUUCCACCCAAUUGGGUAGGUUGGUGUGCCCCUGUUUAUGUUUCAGAUGGCUCCUACGUGAUAACACCACAGCAGAUGACUUCCAAGGGACGGCUACGGAAGCGAGAGAUUGAUCUGAAGGAAAGUGAUCGGAUCUGGGGAUCAGACGUCCCCAUGGACAAGAAACUCUGGACUACAGGCCAGAAAGUGGCACUAUCCCUAUUUCCAUGGUUGGGGGUAGGAAAAAUCAUGCUAAGAGUUGAAACCAUAAAUUACCGCAUGACCCUGUUCUUCAAUGUCACGGUAACAGCCCUUGCCAGUAUAGAUCGUCGUCUCACCGCCCUAACACUCAGUGAGUUACAGGACCGCCUGGUGUUAGAUCUGCUCACUGCAAGCCAAGGUGGAGUGUGUGCAAUAGUGGGCCCCAAGUGCUGCACAUACAUUCCAGGAGACGACCAAGACGCAAAGGUCACCCAACAAGCACUUCGUGACCUAAAGCACAUAUCCAAUGUGCAGGCGGCUGAUGUAAUGAAGGACAAAUCCUGGUUUGAUUGGUUAAUGUCUGGCACAAGGACUGACAUUCUGAAGAUUGACUGGUUCUCGUGAUUCUCCUGGUUCUGAUGCUGAUUGUGUUGUGCGUAAUUCCUUGUUUGAGGGCCAUGAUCAUCAGGCUGGUGAAUCAAGGCCUUCUCAGGGUGUGCGCAGUCAUGCACUCUCGACAAAUACAUUAUACACCUUUGAAGCUCGAUAACUGUGAAGAGGAUCUCCACGAUGUCGAUGGAAAUGGACGCUAAGCUGUAAAUAUUGUGCUUCUGUGCUUUUGACCCUGCCUACGAUGUUGUAACAUUUAUUUCAUGUUUUAUGAUGACUGCACUGAAAAUCGAAAGAAGUUGUGCUGUUCUGAUGUAUGCAUGAUUGUUUAAUGAAUGUUUCAAUGUUAAACAGGAGGGAAAUGUUGGAGAAAUACUGCAUUUAAUCAUUGAAACAUUGUUGGAAUUUAUUUUGCUGAUCUGCUCAAGCCUUGUUAGCUGUGCUAUAGCCUUGAAGUUUUCUCCCUUCUGCGCUGCAAGAAAUAGGGAGUACCAGUGUGUAGCAUCCUUAUCUGAUGAGCCCAAUGCUUGCUUUGUGCAGAGAAUAUUUCCUACGUACUGUGUGACUAUGCACCUCCCAGAAUGCAAUACAUAUUAUGAGCUGAAUCCCUGUCUUCUCUUCAGUGAGAGGAAGUUGCCUUUGCUGUAAACUGCUCACUCCUUGCAAGUAAAAUCCUGAAGAAGGUCUCAACUGA
Messenger RNA from Betta splendens (Siamese fighting fish), 5547 nucleotides. RefSeq lists its product as uncharacterized. Lineage: Eukaryota; Metazoa; Chordata; Actinopteri; Anabantiformes; Osphronemidae. The coding region runs from base 1280 to 2848 and encodes 522 amino acids. The transcript is spliced from 2 exons. The record is from RefSeq and is a predicted model, not a curated record. Gene Ontology annotation, molecular function: nucleic acid binding; RNA-DNA hybrid ribonuclease activity.